CAACAUUUUAAAUGCUGUCAAAGAAAUGCCCCCCAGCUAGAGGAGGAACCUCACUCCAUCCAAGGAAAUUCAGCAACUCUGGUACAGAGUUAUUCACAGAGGCAGGUGUUGGUGAUAGCUACUCCUUAUAAUGUCUCCCUACAAGCUUGUUACUGUGACUGACAAAGAUUCAGCGACAGACCUUCAGUAGAGCUUCAGUCUGUGCGAAGAGAUGUGGGUGAGUGGAGGGCUGGUGGCUGGAGAAGCUGAAGAAGAGGGGAUGGAGUCGUAAAUUCUGCAAGUGGAAAACCAGGGAAGAGGAGGGCCGAUUCUUUUAGCGCCCUGCUGACCCAUAAAGCACUGAAGGAUUGAGUGGAGCGUUCCGCCCUGCAGUGGCACAUCUGGACCUCCCUUCCCCUCGCCAUGUCCCCCCACCUGGACCCUCCCCCUCACGCCCUCCCCACCUGUCUGCUGCUGUUGGUGCUCAUGUCGCCCGCCUCUCCGCUCCCGUCCUUCUCCCCACCGGAGGGAGGUCUCAUGCAUCUUGCGGUCCACAACAAAACGGGGGAGGUCUACCUGGGUGCCGUCAACUGGAUCUUCAAGUUGUCCAGCAACCUGACCAAGCUGCGGAGCCACGUGACCGGACCUGUCACAGACAACCCUCGCUGUUACCCUCCGCCCGGCGUCCAGUCCUGCCCCCAUGAGUUAGCGCAGACGGCUAACGUAAACAAGCUCCUGCUGCUGGACGCCUCCCACAACAGGCUGAUUGCCUGUGGAAGUACUUCCCAGGGGAUUUGCCAGUUCCUUCGCUUGGAUGAUUUGUUUAAACUGGGCGAGCCCCACCACCGCAAGGAGCACUACCUAUCCAGCGUGGCCGAAGCUGGGACCAUGUCUGGCGUGGUGAUACCGCCAGAUCUCUUCGGCGGCGACCUCGGGAAGCUGUUUGUCGGCACGCCGAUCGACGGCAAGUCGGAAUAUUUCCCCACGCUCUCAAGCCGCAAGCUCAUGUCCAAUGAAGAAAACGCCGACAUGUUCAGCUUCGUAUACCAGGACGAGUUUGUGUCCUCGCAGCUGAAGAUCCCCUCCGACACGCUGUCCAAGUUCCCAGCCUUUGACAUCUACUACAUCUACGGGUUUCAAAGCGAGCAGUUUGUCUAUUACCUCACUCUGCAGCUGGACACCCAGCUGACCUCACCUGACGCCAGCAGCGAACAGUUCUUCACGUCCAAGAUUGUGCGACUCUGCGUGGACGAUCCCAAGUUCUACUCCUACGUCGAGUUUCCCAUCGGUUGCACCAAGGACGGGGUUGAGUAUCGACUGGUGCAGGAUGCUUUCGUGUCCCGGCCUGGGACUCGACUGGCCCGUUCCCUUGGCAUUCCAGAGCACGAGGAGGUGCUGUUUACUAUCUUCGCUCAGGGUCAGAAGAACCGAGCGAAUCCGCCAAAGGAGUCCGCUUUGUGUCUGUUCACAAUGAGACGUAUAAAGGAGAAGAUCAAAGAUAGGAUUCAGUCUUGCUAUCGUGGCGAGGGGAAGCUCUCCCUGCCCUGGCUGCUCAACAAGGAGCUGGCCUGCAUCAACUCCCCUCUGCAGAUCGAUGACAAUUUCUGCGGCCAGGACUUCAACCAACCUUUGGGCGGCACCACUGCCAUCGAGGGCUUCGCCCUCCACGUGGACAAAGACGACGGCAUGACAUCAGUGGCCGCCUACGACUACAGAGGACACACUGUGGUGUUCACUGGGACCCGCAGCGGCCGGGUGAAGAAGAUUCUUGUCAACACCAUGAACCAGCCCGCCCUGCUGUAUGAGAGUGUGGUGGUCAGUGAGGGGAGUCCGAUCCUGACCGACUUGCUGUUCAGCCCGGAUCGUCAGUUCCUCUACGCCCUCACAGACAAACAGGUCACUCGAGUCCCAGUGGCCAGCUGUGAGCAGUACUCUUCCUGUGGAGCCUGUCUGGGGUCGGGAGACCCGCACUGUGGCUGGUGUGUUCUGCACAAUGUAUGUUCGAGGAAGGAUGGAUGUCCGCGCGCAGAGGAGCCGCUGCGCUUCACCACCCGAGUGGAACAGUGCGUCCGUCUGUCCGUCCAACCCGACACCAUCUCGGUCACCAUGUCCGGAGUGCAGCUGGUCCUCCAGACCCAGAACGUCCCCAGUCUUUUUGCUGGAGUCAACUGCUCUUUUGAAGAUUAUGUGGAGACGGAAGGACGCAUCUACAGCGGGAGGAUCUUUUGCCUUUCCCCUUCCGUCAAGCAGGUGGCUCCAAUUACGCAAAAUCAAGGGGAUCGACGUGUUAUCAAGUUGUAUUUGAAGUCGAAGGAGACCGGGAAGAGAUUUGCCAGUGUGGACUUUGUGUUUUACAACUGCAGCGUCCAUCAGUCGUGUCUGUCCUGUGUGGAUGGGAGCUUCCCGUGUUACUGGUGCAAGUAUCGCCACAUGUGCACGCAGGACGCCAGCGACUGCUCUUUCCAGGAAGGACGAGUCAACACGUCAGAGGAGUGUCCUCAGAUCCGUCCCAGCACUCAGAUCUACAUCCCAGCAGGAGUCAUGAGGCCGGUCACCCUGCUGGCCCAGAACCUGCCCCAGCCUCAGUCCGGACAGAGAAACUACGAGUGUAUCUUCCGCAUCCAGGGCACCACGCUCAACGUCCCGGCGCUGAGGUUCAACAGCACCAGCCUGCAGUGUCAGAAGACCAUGUAUGACUACGAGGGCAGCGACAUCAGUGACCUCCCGGUUGAUCUGUCCGUGGUCUGGAAUGGAAACUUCGUCAUCGACAACCCCUUCAACAUACAAGCUCACCUGUACAAGUGCCGGGCGCUGCGGGACAGCUGCGGCAUGUGUCUGAAGGCGGAUCCCAGGUUUGAGUGUGGCUGGUGCGUCCAGGACAAAAAGUGCUCCCUGAGGCAGGAGUGUUCCCUUCAGCUGGCCGACUCCGGAGGGUGGAUGCAUGCCACGUCUGGGAACAGCCGCUGCACCCAUCCCAAGAUCACCAAGCUGUUCCCCGAGACAGGACCUCGGCAGGGGGGAACCCGGGUCACUAUCCUGGGCGAGAAUCUGGGUCUCCAGUUCCGAGACAUUGAGACGGGCGUCAGGUUAGGCAAAGUGCCGUGUAUGCCCAUCCAAGAGGAAUACCUGAGUGCAGAAAGGAUCGUGUGUCUGCUGAACGACGCCACUUCCUAUCGUGUGCAGGAGGCUCAGGCGGAGGUGUGUGUGAGAGACUGCGUCAACGACUACAGGGCGCUGUCGCCGCGACCUUUCACCUUUGUGACCCCGUUUUUCAGCAGUGUCCAGCCGUCCCAGGGUCCCAUAUCCGGAGGCACGCGAGUCACCAUCGAGGGCAGCUACCUGAACGCCGGGAGCCAUGUGUCCGUCAGCGUUGGCUCUCAGCCAUGCCACUUCAAAAGGAGGAACGCGCGGGAGAUCGUGUGCGUGACACCUGCUGGACAGGCUCCAGGAGCCGCUUCUGUCUUCGUGGAUAUCGACAGCGCUGAACUCCGCAACCCAGCGGUCAAGUUUAACUACACCGAAGACCCGACUGUGCUCAAGAUCGAGCCUGACUGGAGCAUUGCCAGUGGUGGUACUUUGCUGACCGUCAGUGGAACCAACCUGGCAACAGUUCGAGAGCCCAAAAUCAGGGCCAAGUACGGCCAGGCCGAGUCGUUCCACAACUGCACCGUGUACAACAACUCGGUCAUGGUGUGCCUGGCUCCGUCGGUGGCGGACUCGGACCUGGAGUUUUCCGAGUCGGGCAGCGGCCCAGACGAGAUUGGAUUUUACAUGGACAACGUCAAUGCUUUGGUGGUGGUGAACGAGAGCUUCAGCUACUACCCCGAUCCAGUGUUUGAACCCCUGAGUUCCUCAGGAGUUCUGGAGCUCAAGCCCACGUCACCGCUCAUUCUGAAAGGUCGCAACCUGAUCCCAGCAGCUCCGGGCAGCAGUCGCCUGAACUACACGGUGCUGAUCGGUGAGACCCCGUGUGUCCUCACACUGUCUGAGAGCCAGCUGCUGUGUGAGUGGCCCAACCUCACAGGACAACACAAAGUCACGAUCCGCGUUGGUGGCUUUGAGUACUCUCCAGGGAGCCUCCACAUCUACUCUGACAGCCUCCUCACGCUGCCAGCCAUCAUCGGCAUCGGGGGAGGAGGGGGGCUGCUGCUGCUGGUCAUCAUUGCAGUGCUGAUCGCCUACAAGAGGAAGUCCAGGGACGCCGACCGCACCCUCAAGCGUCUGCAGCUGCAGAUGGACAACCUGGAGUCCCGAGUGGCCCUGGAGUGUAAAGAAGCAUUUGCCGAGCUCCAGACCGACAUCCACGAACUGACCCAGGAGCUGGACGGCGCUGGUAUUCCCUUCCUGGAAUAUCGGACCUAUGCCAUGAGGGUCUUGUUUCCUGGCAUCGAGGACCACCCUGUGCUCAAGGAGAUGGAGGUACGGGUCCAGGCCAAUGUGGAGAAGGCGCUGACAUUGUUCGGCCAGCUGCUGACCAAGAAACACUUCCUCCUGACCUUCAUACGAACCCUGGAAGCACAGAGGUCGUUUUCCAUGCGCGACCGUGGCAAUGUGGCGUCUUUGAUCAUGACAGCUCUGCAGGGGGAGAUGGAAUACGCCACCGGAGUCCUCAAGCAGCUGCUGUCGGACCUGAUCGACCGAAAUCUGGAGAGCAAGAACCACCCCAAACUGCUGCUCAGGAGGACGGAGUCUGUGGCUGAGAAAAUGCUGACCAACUGGUUUACUUUCCUUUUGUACAAGUUCCUCAAGGAGUGUGCUGGCGAGCCGCUCUUCAUGCUUUACUGUGCCAUGAAGCAGCAGAUGGAGAAGGGUCCGAUCGAUGCCAUCACAGGAGAGGCCCGCUACUCCCUGAGCGAGGACAAGCUCAUCCGGCAACAGAUCGACUACAAAACACUGACUCUGCACUGUGUGAACCCCGAGAACGAGAGCGCCUCCGAGGUGACGGUCAAGUGCCUCAACUGUGACACCAUCACUCAGGUCAAGGAGAAGCUGCUGGACGCCGUCUACAAGGGCAGCCCCUACUCAACUCGACCCAAAGCCUCGGAUAUGGACCUGGAAUGGCGGCAGGGACGGAUGGCCCGAAUCAUCCUGCAGGACGAGGACGUCACCACCAAGAUCGACAACGACUGGAAGCGGCUCAACACACUUGCUCACUACCAGGUGGCCGACGGCUCGGUGAUCGCUCUGGUGGCCAAGCAAAACUCCGCCUACAACAUCUCCAACUCCUCGACCUUCACCAAGAGCCUCAGCAGAUACGAGAGCAUGCUGAGAACAGCCAGCAGCCCCGACAGCCUUCGCUCCAGAACGCCAAUGAUCACUCCUGACCUGGAGAGUGGCACCAAACUGUGGCAUCUGGUGAAGAACCACGACCACUCGGACCAGCGGGAGGGCGACCGGGGCAGCAAGAUGGUGUCGGAGAUCUACCUGACACGGCUGCUGGCCACCAAGGGGACCCUGCAAAAGUUUGUGGAUGAUCUCUUUGAGACCAUCUUCAGCACGGCACACAGAGGCAGUGUUCUGCCGCUGGCCAUCAAGUACAUGUUCGACUUCCUGGACGAGCAGGCGGACAAGCACUCCAUCUACGACGCCGACGUCCGCCACACUUGGAAGAGCAACUGUCUUCCUCUGAGAUUCUGGGUGAACGUCAUCAAGAAUCCUCAGUUUGUCUUCGACAUCCACAAGAACAGCAUCACAGACGCCUGCCUGUCGGUCGUGGCUCAGACCUUCAUGGACUCCUGCUCCACAUCGGAGCACAAACUGGGAAAAGACUCCCCUUCAAACAAGCUUCUUUACGCUAAAGACAUCCCCAACUACAAGAACUGGGUGGAGAGGUACUACUCGGACAUAUCUCGCAUGCCUGCCAUCAGUGACCAAGACAUGAGUGCCUACCUCGCUGAGCAGUCCAGGCUCCACCUCAGCCAGUUCAACAGCAUGUCUGCUCUCCACGAGAUCUACUCCUACAUCGUCAAGUACAAAGAGGAGAUCCUGUCUGCGCUCCAAAAAGACGAGCAGUCCCGCCGCCAGCGGCUGCGUGGGAAGCUGGAGCAGGUGGUUGACACCAUGGCCCUGGCUAGCUGAGAGUCCGCCGACAAGUGGCUGAGCUCGCGCCUCCUGACCGCCGUCGUCCGCUGGCCCUCAUCAGUUGAGUCUGUCGCUUUCAUCCUCACGCAAAACCACCGACACUUGGAGAGUGGAACAAAUGGGGAUCCGAGUCCGAGUCCGUCCGCCGGCGCGCCACUGGGAUACGUUGAAUACAAUCAGGGGUAUUAGCCAAAAAGUCUCCUCGCUGGACACUAGCCAAGAUCACGACUGUGACCAUCCACCGUCAGAAAUCCAGGACUUCUACUGUCAAACUUCAGGGAGCUGCUACUGUGUUGCUCAGAGACCUUUGAGCAGGACUGCACUGAGGAGUUCUGCAGGGAAAUCCUUCCUCUGGAAUAGACAAGGAUAGACUUUAGUUUUCAAUUCUGCUUUGGAUUUGUCGUCUCAUCUGCAGUCUGUCGACGCUCUGUGGCACUUCGCCACUUGCUGCUGAAUUUGCACAACAAAGCUGAUCUCAAGAGACCGACUUUAUAUAUAUAUAUAUAUAUAUAUAUAUAUAUAUAUAUAUAUAUAUAUAUAUAUAUAUAUAAUGUUUGUUGAGAAAACUUUUCUAUUUCCUGUACAAAAACCUGUUUGAGAUUUGAUAUUGCGAAACAUGAGGAGAAAGACGUCCUGUGCCAUGUUUUAGCCAUGUUUUACUUUGAAUGUGUUUAGUGGAGAAAAAAAAAAACCUGUUAGAUGAAAUGUGCUUCUAUGAAACUAUUGUGAUGUUUAGUGACUGGAAGUUUCAAAAUAGGUCAAACUCUUCUGCGCGUGGCGAGAGCGCCGCGUGCGGGAGCCGCUUGUGAGCCGACUGACCUGCAGUGCUUUGUCUAUUGUAGAGAAACCAAACUGUGAGCGACUGGCGUCACCGGUGGUCGGCGUCAUGUGGUUGGAAUGUCUCAUGGAAGCACCGUGGUAAAUCACCAAAUCACUCCUCUACUUCCUCUUCCCCUCCAACACCUGCUUCUUCCGGGUGCUUUAUUCCAAACUGAGGACGGUGGUGUCACAAGGUCUUAUUUGCAGUAAAAGCUGAAAGUUGUAUUUAAAAAUGUGAAUGUGAUUUCCGGAUACGUAGCUUGAUAUUGUGGGGUUUUUGGGUUUUUUUUUUUUUAAACCAGACUCGCUGCUUCAGACGUGCAUGCUUCUGUUUCCGGCAGUUCUCCUUGCAAGGCUGCGUUCAACUGCAUUAUUUAUUUUUGAAAGUCACCCACCAAACUUGACCAAGCCUUGGAAUGUGGAUCCACUUCACAGGACCGCGUCGGCUCCUGUUGAAGUAUGAAAUAUCGACAUUAGUUUCAUAUGCUUCCUCAUCCACAGUGCUUCCCAAGUGUGUACUGGCUUCCUUGCGGAACAACUUCCUGUUUUCAGUUACCGUUUCCUGGUUAUGUCUCCAUCAGAUAUGCAUCCUUCACCCGCAGAAUGAAAGAAAGAAAAACGUCUAUAUACAUAUUAUGAUGACUUAUAAAUGAUUUUAUUGGUGUGGGCGGAAAUGCUGAAAGCCUCCAGGUGCAAUAGCAUUCUCUCAUACUUAAAUCAAGAGCGCCACCUACUGAGCUCUGAAAAGGCCGACGCUGCUUCAUGACGCCGGCCGGAGCUUUUCUCUUGACCUUGACCUUUGAGCAGGUCGAUGUUGGCAAGUCAGACACAGAUUUACCGGGUCCUUCCUCACGCUUCUUUCAGUUCUUCCGUCUAAUAAUUCAGCUCAUCUGUUGUGACAGUAGUUUGAAUUUUCCUCUGACUGAGGGGCAAAUGAUGACCGGGGAAAGGUCAUUUAAUCUCUGCACUGCUUGAAAGGUGGAUGAGCUGAGAAGGCCCGUCGUGCUCUGCCUCAUUUCCAGUUCAUUUUCACUGGAAGAGGCCAAUAUGAGUCGGAGACAUGAGGCUGACUGAACCAUUAUCCCACCAAUGAACAAGGAACAAUGUUUGUGAAGCAGCCGCGGAGCUCUACAACCUUCAUUUGGGACGCACUUUGAACAAAGCUUAUUUAUUGUCAUUUUUUAAAACCGUAUUUUUCAAGGUUUUAAGGGUGGUUUUGCCAGCACAAUUGAGUGACUCACAUCAGGUACUAAUGUGACGGCUCAGUUCAGCCCCGGUUCAUGAAUAACAACGGAAAAAAAACGUCGCAACAUGCUUUCUUUAAAAGUGUUGCGUUGACAUUUUGGUGGUGUCCGGGUCCAAGCUCUCUCAUGGCCAUGAAAGAUUGUACGCUGAGCUCCGGCGUGUCUGUCUGCGUGCACAUCCCUCCGUGUCAGACGGGUUUUAAAUGUCUUUCAAAACACCGCUCUGCAGUUGUACCUGCCUGGUGACGGGUCUUCAGCUUAAUUCCCGCUCACGCUUUCCUUAUCCUCCACUUCCCACUCCGCCUCUCUCUCUCUCACCUGCUGAGUUCACAUGAUUACCGUCCAUUUCAGAGGAGCCUAUGUGAAAUACCUUCAAGUCGAGAUUAAAGAGGCGGCGGGAGGAGGAGGAAAAAAAAAAAGAAACCCUCAGAGUUUUAAUACUUUAUGAAUUCUGAUACCUUUUUAAGAGUUCCAGACUCUAAGCUGCUGUUACAUGUUUCAGCUGUUUCACUCCUGUGUAAAUAUUCUUUCCUAUUUUGCAGAUUUAUUAUGUGUAAAUAGACAUGCAUCAGAAGAGA
This is a messenger RNA of Synchiropus splendidus (mandarinfish), 8701 nucleotides long. Its product is annotated as plexin-A1-like. Lineage: Eukaryota; Metazoa; Chordata; Actinopteri; Syngnathiformes; Callionymidae. Gene Ontology annotation, cellular component: semaphorin receptor complex. The record is from RefSeq and is a predicted model, not a curated record. Bases 403 to 6057 code for a protein of 1884 amino acids. Gene Ontology annotation, biological process: regulation of cell shape; negative regulation of cell adhesion; semaphorin-plexin signaling pathway involved in axon guidance. Gene Ontology annotation, molecular function: protein binding; semaphorin receptor activity. The transcript has 34 exons.